Helicoverpa zea (corn earworm) is the source of this 6376-nucleotide messenger RNA. It is a transcript of the gene dlp, whose product is annotated as glypican-4. Gene Ontology annotation, cellular component: synapse; extracellular region; cell surface. The record is from RefSeq and is a predicted model, not a curated record. Lineage: Eukaryota; Metazoa; Arthropoda; Insecta; Lepidoptera; Noctuidae. Gene Ontology annotation, biological process: cell migration; regulation of protein localization to membrane; regulation of signal transduction. The transcript has 11 exons. The coding region runs from base 193 to 2571 and encodes 792 amino acids.
GGCUCACUUCAGUCGGCCAGUGCAGUCGAGCUGCGACCAUCAUGGUACGCAGUUGAAUCGUCGCGUGUCGUGCGUAUGGCGUGUAUAGUACCGCAAUUUAAGUUUAAAUUAAAAAUCAUUUACUCGUACUUUUAUUUAUGAACCGUUUAUAAAAGUGUAUCUCGUUUCACACACAAAUCAAUCGUCGCGACCAUGGCUGUGAGAGAGUGUUGUUGUGAUAAACUGUCGCCUAACAAAAAAUCGAUUUUCGGAUUGAGAAUGCGGAGUCAAAUUCUGUAUUUACUGUUGGCUUCUUGUUUCUUAGCCGUGGCAUCUGCCGCUGACUCUGAAGGAACUUGUGCAAAUGUGAAAACAAUCUUCGAAAAGAAUGGAAUGUUGAUGGCGGUAGACUUACAAGCACAACCAAACUCAGACGCAGAUGGGCUAUGCACAAACCGAGGGUGUUGCGGUGCGGGCGCACGGUCGCGGCUCACGCAGGCGGCGCGCACGCAGCUCGAGUCUGCUCUCUGGAGCGAGCUCAGCAAGCUCUCUGACACGCUCACGAACCGAGCUAUCAAGUUUGACGAGUUCUUCAAGAGGCUACUGAAGCAGUCUCGGGAGGAAUUCCACAUGAUGUUCAAGAGAACGUACGGCAUGAUCUACGAACAACACUCCUAUGUCUUCGAACAACUGUUUGAACAACUAGAAAGGUAUUACACGCGUGGCGACACCAACUUCGAUGAAAUGAUGGACGGCUUCUUCAGCAUACUCUACAACAAGAUGUUCACAGUACUCAACUCGCAGUAUGAGUUUGAUGAGAAGUACCUAAAAUGUGUGAACGAGCACAUGCGCGACAUUCAACCAUUUGAAGACGUGCCCAACAAACUAUCAGUGCAACUGCGCAGAGCCGUGGUAGCUACCAGAACCUUCCACAAGGCCCUGCGAGCUGGUGCUGAUGUCGUCAGAAACAUGAUGCAGGUGGAAAUAACAAACGAAUGCGUGACAGCGUGGGCUCGACUGCGGUACUGCGGCAGCUGCGCCGGCCACCAGCCGCCGGCCUGCACGCGGUACUGCCACAACGUCAUCCGCGGCUGUCUGCCCGCGCACGCAGACCUUGGUGACCAGUGGGAUGCCUAUGUCGACGCCGUAGACAAAGUGGCCGACCGUCUGCUCGGUCCAUUCAACAUAGCUAUGGUAGUCGAACCUAUAGACAUCAAGAUAUCCGAAGCCAUCAUGAGCUUCCAAGAGCACAACCGGGAGAUCUCACAGAAGAUAUUUACGGGGUGCGGUAAGCCCGUGCUGGGGGGAGGGGGCGGGGCAGGACCAUUCUUUGCCCCUGGUGGCAAGACUCGUCGCUCUGUCCGCGCCAUCCCAGACUUUGACUGGCCCCAAAAAGUCGAUGACGUUGACGACUUCGAGAUCGAAGCUUCGUUCGAAAGCUUAUUAAACGAAGAUCCUUCUAUAGCAAGUUUGCGGACCCCUGAAGGUAUCCGUAAGGCUACAGAAGAUAUGGCUGAACAGGCUAAACUGAGAGAGAGGUUCUUGCAGUACAUGAAAGGGAAUAUAGACCUGCAAGAGUAUGAGGAGCAUGAGAGGAAGCGCCGUGACGCGGAGCCGGAGCCCGCAGCCGCCAGCGCUAUGGACAUUGACUUCAAGUCGUAUGACUUCGAUGAGAAGAAAGGACCUAAGAAGAAGAAGCCUUCAAUGAAAAGCGAAGAGAGUCGCGGCUCCGACUGGGGCGGUCCGGCACUAGAGAAGCUGGUGCGCGAGACGCGAGUACGCAUGCGCAACACGCGGCGCUACUGGAACCACCUCCCCGCGCUGCUCUGUACCACCACGUCUGUCACCAGCGCGCCUUGCUUCAAUGGCUCUGAUGUUGCUAGCUACACACUAAACGCCGCCAGCGAAGGCACAGCAGGGCUAGCCAGCAACCCUGAAGUGCGCGGCACCGCCAGUCCUUUAGCGACGGCCAGCGUGGCCACACAGGCUGACUCGCUGCGAACACUUACUGCUAGGCUAAAGGAUGCUUAUAAUGGGGUUGAGGUGCAGUGGCUUGAUACUGAUCAGAAAGACCUACAAGUAGCGAGUUCAUACGGUCGCGAAGUGCUGGAAGACGUGGAGUCAGGGUCCGGCUCCGGAGACUGGGGCACCAGCGACGGACUGCCCACUGAUGAUGAGGAUCUUAACGGUUAUGAUACAGCAGGCUCAGGCGACAGCGCACCAGAAGACGAAGACCAAACGGAACGCGAACCCGAAGUACCGCCACGACCUGUCGUCACCGAGCCGCCCUUCGUGCCCAGCAUCGUCGACACUCCCGGCACUAACAACGUCAAUGUUCGUACUCGCAUACUCACCGAGCCCGACACAGCCGGCCUGCCCAACACAGACACUGGUACUGUCGUCAUAGCCGACAAUGCCGACAACGCCGACGUAACCGAGCCCGAGACGCCAAGGUCUCAAGACAUCCCGCCCGUCCGGGAACAACCCGUCGCCGGAGCAGCAGACAGCCCGUCACUACAGAAGGCACUGUUCACGUACGCCUUACCCGUCGUCUGCGCUUGGUUCGGCACCAUCGUCACCGAUCUAUUCUAAAUUCGAAUUUCUCAGAUUUUUAUUGAGGUUUUAGUCGGUUUUCGUGAGGUUUCCUACGGACGUUGUUAUCAUGUAUAGAAAUCGUUUGGUUUGUAUAUAGCCUAGUCAGUGAGCGACGGCCGUGAACAUGUGUAGGCACUACUGUGAUAUAAUGUGGACAGGUUAUACUUGAGAUGGAAUAGCACGCAGGGAACGAACAAUGACUUUUAACAAAUUUAUACACAGUGCAUUGUGUAGUGAAUUAAUUUAUUAUUCUAUAUUUUUUUUUUUCAAAUAAAAAUAUUCAGUUUCACCCUUAUUCGAAGUGAACGACAAUAAAUGGGGAGUAUUUUUUUAUUCUGGCAAUUAAAUAUGGCAUUAUAUUUUUUAAUUUAGCAAAAAUGGAAAUCAGCCAAAUUAUGUAUUUAUUAAAUGAUCUUUUUUCGUGUAAAUAUUGUGUAAAUUAUAACGAGGUAGAUAGUGAAUGUAUGUUUUAUAAUACGAGUAAGAAUGUUUGUACUAUGCCGUAUAGUCUGUGGAUUGGCGCCAAAACGUAACUCUAUACGUAAUGCAAACAAAUUAAUAAUAGCUGGAAAAACUACAAUAUAAAUGUAUAACUACUUAACAAAGUACUAAAUAAAAUAACUUAUGAUUCAUAUCAUUAAACAGAUGUAAUUUUGUCACGAAACCACAGACUAACGCGAACUUAAAGAAACAUGUCUAAAAUGUACAUAAACUUAGUCAUAAUUAUUCUAAAGUAAGUUUAUAGACUGAUUUGCUUUCAAUUUAUAUUUUUACAUGCAAAUUAUAAUAUUAUUAUUUCAUUCGGACUAAGAUAACUACUAAUCAUUUAACCGACUGAUAUAAUGAUAAUUUGAAUAUUUCAUUUUUUAUAUUAUAAUUAUUAUAUAAUAAUAUUUUUGUUAAAAUAUUUAUCUUCAAUUUUGGCUUCAGCUUUACUUUGCUAAGUAUAGAAUUUAAUUUGCAAUUUAUGUCGCAAGCAAUGUUAAAAAUUAGGCAAAUUGUUAAACGGCCAAUAGAUUGCAAAUUGAAAUAUUUUUUACGCGUUAGAUAAGUCACCAGUGUAUAAUAAUCUAAGUGUUAUUUCUUUUUAUACGUAAUGUGGCGUCGUAUAUGUAGAUAUGUCAUAUAAGUCGCAGCUGAUAAAAAAAAUACAAUUUUUGUAGUUAAAAACCAACGAAUUGGUGAUUCGUUUCGAGUUGUUCGUAAACUAAAAAUGUUAUAACUGUCGACAUUGACAAGAAUCUAAGUCAUGUGUAUACUGAAUCUGUUUGGUACAUGUUAGUAAAUAAAUAAGACGGCUGCGACAAAUAAACGCACAAUUAUUUUUAAUAUUUGAACAAGCAGAGGAAGGUCUUGUGUAAUAAAUAGAGAGUGUACAAUUUUUACACGUUUUCAUCUAAUUUGAAAUAAUAAAUCAUAUUUUUAAAAUUAGAUUUGUUUUUGAUUUUGUGAUCUUGACUUAUACCUUCCUUUGUGCUUUUUGAAGUAAAACUUCAACUAAAUCAUUCAUUCGAUAUAUCAAUAAUUUCAUUGACUAUUAGGUUUAAAAAUGGUUUGCAUUUCCCAACAUAAAAAAUAAACUAUUUUGUACAAGUCAAGAAUCUUUUAAACCUUGAAUUUCGAAAAAAAAACAACAUUUAUCAUUUUUAUUUUUUGGACACAAUAUAACUUUUUUCUUUCUGAAUUUUUAAGUACAUAAUUUAUAACGAAACAACCUACUUACCGAGGGUUGAAGAAGAGAGUACGGGGACCAAACUGUAAGGUAUCGCUAUGUGCCAUCUAUUUAAGAAUAAUUUAGCGCACAAAUGUACUACCACGCUUAACGGCCCGUGUUUUAUUUCAAUUUGUAUGUUUGUAUGUGUCGUACCCAAUGCACUAGCAGUCCGAAUAUUUUGAAUAGACUAAAGAAAGACAGCGUAAAUACUGCCAAAAUGUAGUCAUAUCUUCGUUCAAGUUCUAACACGGAACAGAUAGGCAGGUUAAAACAAAAGAGGACAAUAUGUUCAAGUUAACUCGUAGUUUAAUUGUGACUCAAUAAUAUUAUCGAAUACCACGAUGUUAGUAUUUCAGCGAAGAUAUGCACUACAUGUCAUAACACUAUAGGAAUUAGCUCUAUCUACCAAAUGCAAGCGAACAAACCGAAAGCAAUAUGUUCCGCAUUUAGUCUAUUUAAAAUAUUGAACUGUACGUCAUUUUAAGUAAUGUAAAUAAUCAUGUUUAACGGUAGUUAGAGAUGUUAAUUGUGGCAUCUGCAUCUCUGGUGGUUGGUCACACGCAGAAUCAAUAACCAAUGUUAACAUUUGCAUAUACACAGUGUUUUGCAUACAAGUAGCACGCAUGAUACCGCUGUUACAUAAAGGGCUUUAUGAAAAAGAAACAAAAUACACUUUCGCCUGUAUGAACCACCAGUGAAGCGGACCGUACUAAAUGUUGCUAGAAAGUUGUAGUUUUUUAUACAGUGUCAUGAAUUAUUGUGUAACAGGGUACCGAUAUGAAUAAUUGCAUGUAUCUAUUGUACGUAUAACGAACUCAUUAAGGAGUACGAUUUAUUAAUCACACAAUAUGAACGAUGAUUUCCGCAGACAUGAUUGGCCAUGCGCGAAAACGAAUGUCAAUAAAAACUCGGCUAAAAACGACAGAAUUUAAUUUACGCGCUCAACGGAUAUGAUUUAUGACAAAUACGUCAUGAAAAUUCAACGAAAUCAAUAUGUUACGGUAAAAGUAAAAGUGACUUUACAGAGCAUAUUGUUUGUCUCAAGUUAAUUGGUGGAACGAAACAUGCGUUUAUUGAAUUUUCCUUCACUGCCAGUACUGUUCAAUUGCAUUUAUCAACUGAUAAUUUUAAAUGUCGCUCAAAAGUGGAUGUUCCUUGUUUUACACGAUUUGACUAAUUGACUGCUACAUAGCUGGGUGUCAUGUAUGUCUGCGGUUGUAGAAGUUUUAAUUAUCAUAUUGAUUGAGUUCAUUUGGUUAAUAAGCUGCGGAAAAUGCCUAUAAAUCGAAGUCCUAAAUAGGAGUGGACAGCUGUUUCACCAACUUUUAUGUAAAAGUGUAUUUUCUUUGCAGUUUAUUAAUGAAAUGGAAAAUCUUUGCAGUUUUGUGUAUUAUAAUCUGAUGCUUAUCGGACUUUUUGUAUUGAACGAUGGAAGAUUGGUGCAAAUGGUGCAAAUCAAUCAGGAUAGUUUGCGAAUUCGUCCUUCAAUAAGCUAGCUUCUAUUUUCAAAACGCAUCCAAUCCAUCGAAAUCACAUUUCGCAAUCUGUUCUCUUUGGUUUGAAAAAAAAAAGGAAAGUUGUCACACUUUUUUUGGGGAAAAAAUAAAGUAGGAACAUUGUUUUAUUCUAACCAUGCUGGUAACAAGUUGAGCACCACCUUAUAUUUUCCCAUUAAAAGGGUGACUGUGCCGAAAAUACGUAAUGUGCGAGCGUGGCAACUUAGGUAUUGUUUGAAUUACGAAUUAAUUGUUUAUACUAAUUUUUAAAAUAAUCUGUAUUUUCUCGAAAUCUUAACAAAAAUAAUUCGAUAUAUUUCGCUGUUUAUCUGUAGAAGAACAUUUAUUUCUCUAUAUUUGCUUUUAUACCUAAUUUAGAAGACAAUUUAAUUAUGUAAUAUUUUUCAUACAUGUGUAAUCUUCAAUCAAUGGAUAAUAUGGGAAUUGACGUAUUCAAGUAAUAUCUAAGUUGUUCGCGCUCAGUGAUUGAAUAGUAAAAUGAUAGGAGAGUGUUUGUAGACUAAUUUUAUAAAGAUAUAUUAUUGCGUAGAUCUAUAACGUGUACAUAGAAUAAAAAUGAUAACAUGUGUAA